UCUGCUCUGAACUUCCUUGCCUCAUCUCUGCAGUUAUUGGAACCUAUGUUUGUGUAGGAAUGUGGGCUGUUGUGGUGUUUGAUGAGGAAGAAGCAACUGCCGCUGUCCCCAUUACUUGGGUGUCUGAGGGAAAGUGUUGUUGGCCGGGAGCAAAAAAUAGAUCUAGGCUGAUUCAGCAGUGUGUGAUGCCUGCUCCUUCAUGGCCCCAGUUUCCCUGCAGAGUGCUUCAAAUCUCAGGUGAUUAUGAAAAAGCAAGAAAGUUAGCUUGGAAAGCUGAGAAGAGUUCUGAUCUGGAGCAGCCCUCUGACUUGGAGUUGAAUGAUGGAGAGACACGAAAAUCCACUCGAAUCAAGAAGACCCCGGUUUUCUCAGAUAAUGAAGAUGAUGACGAAUCUUGGCAAAGUUUUGAAGUGCCACCAUCACCUUGGAGAAAGCAUUCCCUUGAGUCACCUCUAGUUUCAUCUUCUGCUUCUCAUCAGCUGCCUCCUCCACCCCCACAUCCAUUUGAUGCAACCUCUAAGCACUUGCAGCAGGGCUCUUCAGGCCUUCACCAUUCCUUUUCCCAGUCGCACAUCAGUUCUGAGCAACAUCAGUCAUCUUCCCUCCUUUUACAUCUCCUGAGAAAGAUGCAAAAAGGAUGGGUGGCCCUUGAGUAUCCCUUCUGUGACUGGACUGUCUCAAGAAGUGGAAAGUGUUUCCGCACCCUUCACAAUCGUGGAGAACAUGUAUCUGGAUUGAGCCGAGAGGUCAAGAAGCUCCGGAAGACUCUUGGGAGCCCAGUUGAGCUUAGUCCUCAACUCACUGAUAUUCAGCUUUCUGAAGACUUGCCAACUUUUCCGCUUGACUCAGAAGAUGACCUUAGACAGUGGAAUGAAAACUUGAAGAGAAAGGAACUUAAGACAAAUCUGCAAGCCAUCCAACUUCAUCCAUCCAACUUCCCUCUCCUCCAUGUCAUAAUUGAUUCAGUCCUUCAAAUGAACAAGAUCUUCAAGUCUGAGGACAUCUUCAAAGCGCUCUCAGAUGAAUUCAGAUAUGCCCCAGGGCACCUAGGUGGAGGGGGAUGGCUCCAAGAUAUGAAAGUGAAGGAAGUGAGGGUGAUAUGCUUUGCACAAUUUUGGGCACUCGGAGAAAAGGAGACGAAGUUCACCGAUGCCAAACUGGACGAAAGGAAAGCGAGGCUCUUGCAUGCAGCUCGAUCGGACGUUCAUCCCGCUCGCCAUUUCCUCUGGGAGUCUGUUCUUAGUUUGGAUUUUAGGGGCUUGAAGCAUCAAUGUUUCCCAAUGAAUGAAAAUGACUCCAUAUUGGGCCAGAUAAUCCAGUUGUUCCGCAACACAUCUACCCUUGUGUUGAAAAAAAGCCUUGGGCACAGUGCCAUGUCAGCAACCAGAGCUGUCAUUUCCCUACCAGCCUCCAUGGCUGAUGGAUCCAACCUAGACAAUUGGAGUGGGAGGCAGCACCUACACGUGGCAGCAAAGAGAGGGCUGUUGUCCGAACUCACAUCAACGAUGCUGCAGUGUACUCUCCUCUCAUCUUCUGACCUCUCCCUACUUGGCUCACAGUCUUUCUGA
Darwinula stevensoni is the source of this 1568-nucleotide messenger RNA. The record is from the annotation of a GenBank genome assembly. NCBI's taxonomy places the organism in Eukaryota, Metazoa, Arthropoda, Ostracoda, Podocopida, Darwinulidae.